ACAAACUGAUGGAAGGACGGCUGGGAUGGAAGGAUGGCAAGGAUGUCCUUACUGCAGUGUACUCCUUUUGGCAAGUCAAACGAAGCGAGCACGCCACCGACUGCGGACCGAUUCCUUGGCACAAAAGUGAACUCCUUACGGAGGAGUUCUAGUUCGAGGGUGUCGGGAAAGUUAAGGGGAGUUCCAAUUGGGAUAGGACCAGGACCACCUCCAGUGAAAGUGAAACCAAUAUGAAACCAGGUCCCGAAACCCUCGAUGAGGGGGAAGAGGAGGGCGAAGGCCAGGAUCAUCACGAGGGGGAUCCCAAGCCGCUGCCCUACGACUUUGAAAAGGAACUGAUCCAAAAUUCCAACCGACAUAUCCGUCUCUACGAAGCCUUUGUUCCCGUUAGCCAAGUACACCCUUUAACCCGGAAGUUCUACGCCCAAUUCGAGCAGCGACAGCCGGAGAAUCCGCUGCGGUAUCUCCGCCAUACCUGGCCGGAGAAGCAGAUAGAGAGAGACCGCCAGCUCAGACAGGGGGUUCCCGUGCUGGAGUCCCAGGUCUACGGAUGGCUGCCCCUCCAGACCCGCGACCGAGUUCCGGAUCUCAAUGUCCUGCAUGCUCCCAAGCUGCGAUGUGGAAUGACAAUCCAUGGAGAGCGAUUAAUUGCCGAGAGAAUUACAGAGCGACCGCCAUUUAAUGGACUUCGAUUUCUGCUUCAUUAAAUUUAUUUUAAAGUUU
Drosophila bipectinata is the source of this 723-nucleotide messenger RNA. RefSeq lists its product as uncharacterized. The record is from RefSeq and is a predicted model, not a curated record. Lineage: Eukaryota; Metazoa; Arthropoda; Insecta; Diptera; Drosophilidae.